Molecule: messenger RNA, 1229 nt
Organism: Asparagus officinalis (garden asparagus)
Lineage: Eukaryota; Viridiplantae; Streptophyta; Magnoliopsida; Asparagales; Asparagaceae
Product: BTB/POZ and TAZ domain-containing protein 1-like
Exons: 5
Coding region: 29-1033 (334 amino acids)
Cellular component (GO): nucleus
Source: RefSeq, a predicted model, not a curated record
AACGUAAUAAGCAAAUAACCCAAAAAAAAUGGAAUGCGAAAAUAUCAGCAUCAUUGUCUCUGAGCCUGAUGUGGUGAUCAGAACCUCUAAUGGCUUGAAAAUCCCAGCUUUUUCCGGAGCUCUGGUUUCGGCGUCGCCGGUGUUUGAGGAGAUAGUCGAGAGGCGACGGAGAAAGGGGAGGUUGGAUAAAGCUGUUCCUAUUCUUGGUGUUCCGUCUGAUGCUGUUCUUGCCUUUGUUGGCUUCCUCUGUUCUCCAAGGAGUGAAUCAUUGGAUCAAAAUGAGGUGAUGGAUAAAUAUGGGAUGCAUCUAAUGGUGCUAUCUCAUGUUUAUAGAGUCAAAUGGCUGAAGGACUUGUGCGAGGUUGAACUAGCCUUGAGAUUGACUGUUGAUUCCGUUGUUGAUGUGCUGCAAUUGGCUAGGCAAUGUGAUGUGCCUAAGCUCUAUCUUCAAUGUAUGAAGUUAUUGAACAAAGAGUUUGCUGCGGUUGAGAAAACUGAGGGUUGGGUUUUCCUGCAGAACAAUGACCCUUGGUUUGAGCUUGAGAUCCUCAAAUUCCUCGAAGAAGAGGAUUUGAAACAAAAGAGAAGGAAGCGAAAGAUUGAGGAGCAAAAGGUCUAUUUACAACUAAGUGAAGCAAUGGAAUGUGUUCAACACAUUUUCACUGAAGGAUGCACCCAUGUUGGUCCUUAUGAAGCAAAGGUGACACCUAACAAACAAAAAUCCCACUCAUGUCCAAAUUAUGCAACUUGCCAUGUCCUACAAAAUCUCAUCAAACACUUAGCUUCAUGUCGCGCAAAUAGAUCAGCCUGUUCUAAGUGUCGACACAUUUGGGAUCUCCUUCGACUGCAUUCUUCAGUUUGUCAGUCCACUGAUCAAUGCAGGGUUCCCCUAUGCAAGCAAUUCAAGAUGAUGAAGAUGGAGGGGAAAGGUGAGAAUGAGAAGUGGAGGUUGUUGGCAAAGAGAGUGGUGAAUGUCAAAGUUAUGUCCUCCCUAGCUAAAGGGAGAAAAGGCGAUUUAUUGAACAAAUUAUGAAUGAGAUAGUUUUUAUAUAAGAACCACACCUUGGAGAGCAUAUACUAGUUUUCUGUAUUUUUCGUCUACUUUUGGUGCUUGAUUCUUCAUCGAAUGUAUAAGUGAAGAAUAAAUAUAAGAAAAAGGUGUAGCUAGCCUCACAAUCAUGUUUUUGAAGAUCUAGAUGGAUAUAGUUCGCUUUUCGUUUGAAUGUCAU